Dentiscutata erythropus is the source of this 249-nucleotide messenger RNA. NCBI's taxonomy places the organism in Eukaryota, Fungi, Glomeromycota, Glomeromycetes, Diversisporales, Gigasporaceae. The record is from the annotation of a GenBank genome assembly.
AUGAUAAAGUCGAAAUCAAUAAAACUCUUUUGGAAUAAGCAAGACAUUAUUUUAGAAACUGAAUUAAUUGAUGAAAAGGCGGAAACUGUUUCGAAGACCAGCACUGCAUGCAGGAAAAUAGAUUUGAGGAUUGAAACACAAGAGAAACACAUAGGACUCAGCCAUACUGAAUGUUCCAGAGUACCAACUCCUGCUAAAAUUGUUCAAAAUUUCUGCGCACCAACAAAUGCAUUCUUAACAGCUAUUUGA